GAGCGACGACGAGAUACAUGAGGGAUGAUCUACAGGCAGCUACGCGAGAAGCAUCCUCUCCAUACAGAUGAUCGAGGGGUGUUUGAACUACCUGAGUUACUGAGCCGAGCAUUUCGUGAGGUGCUGCGUCUGUUGGAGGAGGCCAGAGCUGAAGUGAGAGACGAGCAGACACACAUGAACAAACUGGAGCUGUUGGCUAGCUCUUCAGACCCAGCCCAGGAACCAGGAGAAUGUUGAGACUAGCAGCGGACAGCUGAGGAGAAAGGAGGCAGAGUUAGCUGAGGCCCGAGGGCAGCUGAGACAGAAGGUGAGUAGCGUACA
Geodia barretti is the source of this 321-nucleotide messenger RNA. Lineage: Eukaryota; Metazoa; Porifera; Demospongiae; Tetractinellida; Geodiidae. The record is from the annotation of a GenBank genome assembly.